GUGACUUCGCCAAUGCCCAAACCUCGGUGUUUCUGUUUUGUGUUCGCUAAUAAAAAGAAAAAUGGUGGAUAAUAACACAACAUCACUAAGGAUGUGCACGCGACUGUAAGAUUGUGUAGGUUUAAAUAAAGCCAACAUGUCAGGGAGACCCCGGGCGCUGCCGCCGUGGAUGGAAAAGAAGAAGCAGGAAGUGAAAAAGAAGGAGCCGCUGGAGAACAACAGCAGCAUGAGGAGGAAACGGAAAGCUGCAAGAGCUGUUUUCUACUGUAUGAACGAGAAAGAGCUGGUAGAAGCUGCUGUGUCGUUUCUUACCAACGGUACCUGCGAGGAUGUGGCGCUUCUUACUGAUCAGAAGGUUGAGGCAGGAGACACCACCGUGAAGGUCAGAGAAAACCCUGUUUCUUCAAAGAUAACAGCAAAGCCAGUUAUAGAGGCUUUAGUGGAGGAGUCCUCAGACUGCAGUGAUGCCCUUGAGAUGACAUACGUUUCAGAAACAGACUUGGACAUUACUGAGAUGGAAACUGUGCCAUACACCAAGAGCCAGCAACAACAGGAACCUGAGGGUCAGAGGUCAGGACCAGUUCAGGAUCACAGUGGCCUCCUUAAUGCUGAAUUGGAGGCUGAGAAAAGAGAGAAGCACUUACAGGUGCCAGCAGAUGCAGCAGAGGAGGAUGAUGCCUUAAGGCUUGUGCGGGAAAUUUUUUUCACCUGAUAAUGAACCUCGUUGAGUGCCAAUGAAACAUGCACACUCAGCCUUGUAAAGUGUUUGCAGCAAAGGAAAAAGCCUCUCUUAUACGGGGUUUCCUAAAUUACAGUUUAAUGAGUUAGUCCAAUCAGUACUUGGGGAUCCACACAGCUCCUCCAUAAAGCUAUAAAUUGGAGCACUGAUCCUUUAAUUGGUGACACUGGGAUUUCAAAUUUGGCCGGGCUCAAGAGGAACUUUAUGGAAAAACUGACUCUAAUCACCAACAAUUUUGAAUGAAAAUGAGGAGUAAAUGCCAGUUGUUAACUCAGCCUUAAUCAAAUUAACAGCUCAGUGGGAUUGUUAAACAGCCAGGACACUUCUGUUAUAUAUAGAUAAAUAAUACUGCUGAUCCUUUGAUACUCAGUGUGAGACAAGCAGAAGUUGUGGUAUUGUUACCACAGAUGUUUUAACGUCUGCAUGUGUGUAAGCCUCAUUCUUUCUGAAGUUUCCAUGAACAAAGCACUGAACACUUUACACCAAGUUUCUAUUGAUUUACUGGGCAUUGUACUGUAGCUCUACCUGUAUGAGGGCAAAUAAAAAGAUUUCCAUGCUGGAAUCAGUGUCAGUGAAGCACCAUAUUAAAGCCUUUACAUCCAUUCUGAACUGGAAGAUCAUAGAGCAUACUCUUAAUAUUCUUUGUGUCUACAUUUACU
This is a messenger RNA of Toxotes jaculatrix (banded archerfish), 1398 nucleotides long. RefSeq lists its product as uncharacterized. NCBI's taxonomy places the organism in Eukaryota, Metazoa, Chordata, Actinopteri, Toxotidae. The transcript is spliced from 3 exons. The coding region runs from base 137 to 712 and encodes 191 amino acids. Gene Ontology annotation, biological process: double-strand break repair via nonhomologous end joining; negative regulation of double-strand break repair via nonhomologous end joining. Gene Ontology annotation, cellular component: cytoplasm; nucleus. The record is from RefSeq and is a predicted model, not a curated record.